Messenger RNA from Xyrichtys novacula (pearly razorfish), 3198 nucleotides. The record is from the annotation of a GenBank genome assembly. Lineage: Eukaryota; Metazoa; Chordata; Actinopteri; Labriformes; Labridae.
CAGAACCCUAAAAGUUCACGGUACUAAAUCUGGAGGGCCUGUGAGGGACAGGGGGCGGGACCUAGCUGUCCCGUUUAAAGUGUGUCUGAACCUUCACUUGACGUCUAGUCUCUCUGUUGGGGUGCACGCGGAUUGACCACACCUUUGGGCUUUUCUUUUUUCCUUGGAUAUUUGGGGGGGAAAAGCUAAUCCACAAACAUGGUAAGAGCAAGUAUUUGUGUAAAUAAUGACAAGCUGAACUGUUCCAAAUUGGUCGGUCCAGCAGCCAAUAGUUGAUUAGCCAAUUAAAAAGAGAGCCUGUGAAUGGAUGAUUAUUGAUAAAGUAAUAGAGGCAUGAGCAUGUCAUAAUUAUAGUCAGCUGUAUGGUUAAAGAGUGUUUCCCUUCUCAUUUACAUAUUUUUAUAUCUUAACUUCCCUCAAUUAUGUGUUAAAGCAGAGCUUUUUCAUUUUGAGUUUUGUAAUGAGCUAUUGCAUUUUAAGCAAGUGUGACCGCUUUUCCACUUCAUGUCAAACGCAGUUCUUUAUAAAUGCGUAAGUACUGGUGCUGGUACAAACUUGCGUUGCUAAGUCGAUGGGUGUCAGCUGCUAAAGUGCGGAUUCUGCUUAGGCGUCAAAUUCCCAGGGAUUGGAUGUCCGCAGGCCAUAUACAGUGAGCCUAAUGUGUUGAGCCUGAAAUAGCCGGACUAAUUUUCACCGAGCUAAAGAAUCCCAAGGAGACGCAACUACUUCGUGCUGCAUCACAUGACUUAUGAAAACAUGCUUAUUACAAAACCAGUGACACAGUUACAUAAAUAUAACCAUUUAUACAGCAAAUACCCAUAAUUCAUGUAUUAUACCUCUAAUAUCAUUUUUAUAAAUGGGUAACUUGAAUUUUUAAUUCCCUAUGAUGUCAUCCUCUGAAAUGCUCCUUUUAACAGAGCAGGCCACUAGCAAUACCAUCAUGGAACAAUCGACUUAGAGUUCAUGCUUAGUCCAAUAUAUUUGAACUGAUUUGAUAAUAAACCACAAAAAGGAAUGAGGUGACAGGGUGUCUUCCGUUUUCUUCCAGACUGACGCGCAACAAGAGGCCCGCUCCUACCUGAGCGAGGAAAUGCUGGCUGGUGAGUACAGGCUGAAGGGACGCAUUAUUUUCAGUGAUGGCGUUACUUUGCCCCAAAACCACAGAUGAAAAAUGCUCCAGGCAGCAAAGUUGUUGGUAUACAAAUUCGAUUACUCUACAAGAAAUACUCUCUUUACUUUAAAACGUCUGUCAGAAUAAGUUAUCAAAAACACAGACUUGAUACUUUGGUUGGUGUCAGUAUAAGUACUGCUUGUUCUUUCAAGGGCAAUGGGGCGCAUCACAGUGGUUCAAAGGUCACAGACCAGCUAUUCAGCUAGAGACACACUCCUAUAACCGGGCAAUUCAAAGCAACACUUUGACAUUAAUUCUUUAUUUUUCUCCAGAGUUCAAGGCUGCCUUCGACAUGUUUGAUACCGACGGUGGCGGUGAUAUCAGCACCAAGGAGUUGGGUACCGUGAUGAGGAUGCUGGGUCAGAACCCGACAAGAGAGGAGUUGGAUGAAAUCAUCGAGGAGGUCGAUGAGGACGGUGGGCAACUUUUAUACGCUCAAACAAUGAAACAAAUCAACACACAAAUACUGAUAAUCUACACAGACAUAAUAUUCGAGUAGAUUGAACCACUAUCAAUAGAAUUUCCGUGAAUAUCAGAGUAUAGAAUUGAACCCCUAGUGGUUUGGCUUUAGGCACAUACUCAAAGACAGAGCGUCUGUCAUUACAGCCACGCCGUCGUGUAUUUCCUAUCAGACUUGUUUUAUUCCCUUUUUUAUAUAUUUUUUUCAAAAUAAAGGCUGUAUCUAACAAUUCAUGUUAAUGUGGACUUAUUUUGUUUGCGUAUGUCCUCUCAGUUCAUGCGUAAAAGCAUGCGUAAAAAUGGAAACUCGUGUCCAAACGUAAACGAAUGGUGGGGGGAACUAUUGUUAAUCAAUUAUGUUUGUGUUUUAUUUUAUAACCUCAGGUAGCGGUACCAUUGACUUCGAGGAGUUCUUGGUCAUGAUGGUGAGGCUGCUAAAGGAGGACCAGGCCGGCAAGAGCGAGGAAGAGUUGGCAGAGUGCUUCCGUGUGUUCGACAAGUACGUCCACCGUGUCACUGUGCAGAACAUUGUUCUUUCCUCGUGCAACACUUAUUUUAUUGUCUUUGCAUACAAUGACAUAUGUACCGUUCUGUAACAUAUUUCCGCCAUGCGUAGGAACGGUGACGGCUACAUCGACAGAGAGGAGUUCGCACUCAUCAUCCGCAGCACCGGCGAGCCAAUCACAGAGGACGAGAUUGAUGAGCUGAUGAAGGAUGGUGACAAGAACGCCGAUGGCAUGCUCGACUUUGACGGUAUGAUGUUGUUGAUGAUGAUUUGAUUGAUCAUUUUCGGUUACAGGAGAAUUUACCACUUAAAUAUGAAGGCAUAUUCAGGAAUCAUAAUUUUGAAAUCAUACACAUUACUCGUGUGCUUUUCGAAAUGAUUUGGGUGUUUUGAACCAGUUAGUUAAGUUUUUUGACUUGAGUAUAUUUUUUAAUCAAGGCUCAGUGGGAAAUACCUGUUGUAAGAGUCAGCUCGUUUGAUUUAGUUAAUUCUGCUGCUAAUGAUGAUCAUUCCUGUUGCUGAAACUUUCCAUCUUCUCUUUUCCAGAAUUCCUCAAGAUGAUGGAGAAUGUGCAGUAAAACCAGAAAGACUCAUGGACAUUCCUCCUUCCCCGUUACCCCUCACUGACACACUCAAACCAACCCCUCACACCCCGUCUUCCCUCCUGUCCACCUGAUUCACCACCUCUCUUCUCCAUCCUUGUAAACAUCCUCAACAGAGAGCUAGGACACACAAUGGUGGGUCGCCAGCUGGGGUACACUCCCCCCAGCUUGCGUUGUGAAAGCAGAAAGCCCUUGGAUGCAGUGAGGAAAUUGCUUUACCAUCUGUGACCCACCCUCCUGCUGGUUAAGCUCUGAUCUAGAUGUAGUCUAGAUAGAACUGCAGCCUGUGACCUGCUGCUUAGACCAAUCAAUUCAACCACUUCACUGUACAAAGAAGUAAUUUGCUUGAACAGAAUAAAUGAACUAACACAUGCUCACUUGUAGUUGGUCUGUUAUAUUUAUGGUCUAUGUAAAAAUUUUGUUUUGAGGAAUUCAAUAAAAUCUGUUUGUUUCUUCUUUUU